This is a messenger RNA of Oncorhynchus masou masou (cherry salmon), 5752 nucleotides long. RefSeq names its product next to BRCA1 gene 1 protein-like. Gene Ontology annotation, biological process: macroautophagy. The record is from RefSeq and is a predicted model, not a curated record. Lineage: Eukaryota; Metazoa; Chordata; Actinopteri; Salmoniformes; Salmonidae. Gene Ontology annotation, molecular function: ubiquitin binding. The transcript is spliced from 19 exons. Gene Ontology annotation, cellular component: phagophore assembly site. The coding region runs from base 136 to 3063 and encodes 975 amino acids.
GAUGAUGUAAACAGAAAAGACGCCUCAUCCGGAUAAGUCACAUACCAUAAAGGCAGACAAUCUGUAUUUAUCUCGGCAACAGUGAUUCAUUUUUUGUUUUCCUUGAUAUGUUUUAAUUCAGAGAACCAAGAAGCAAUGGACUUCUACAUCAAUUUGAAGGUGAAUUUCAGGGGGAAUGCGAAGAAUUUUCUUCUGUCAGGUUCCGAGACGAAGAGUUGGGAGUCAAUGGAGGCCAUGGUGAAAAGGUCCUUUGGCCUGUGUAAUCUACAAGUUACUUAUUUUGAUGAGGAGAAUGAGGAGGUAUCCAUAAACAGCCAAAUGGAGUAUGAGGAGGCAUUAAAGAGUGCAUCCAGGCAAGGGAACCGGCUGCAUAUGAAUGUGUAUGAGACCAGGGGUCAGCCCACGCGUGUGCCGGCCAAGGCCAGUGGAGGGGAGCCCAAGAGAGGGUUCCGUCCCCCACAGCACUGCCCAACCCUGGCUCAGGUGGUGAGCCGGAAAGUCCAGGCUGCUGUCCCCGAACAGGGCAUGGUGAUCAUGAAAGAACUAAAGGGGACCAAAGAGGAAGAUAAGACACCUCCAGCAUGGUUUACAUCUUACAUGGAGAAGUUCAAAGACCAAGUAGUGAGGGAGGCAGUGGAGAAGAUCUGUCGGGAGUUCUCGGGCCAGUGCUGCAUUCACAAGCCCAUUGGGGCUGAGGCCCAGAUCCCUGAGGUGACCUCCUCCACCCUGCCUGGGGGUCCUAGUUCCACCCCUGCCUGCAGCAGCUGCCGGGGCCAGACCGCUGGGGGAGGAUACCAGUGCAGUGUGUGUACGUCCUGCACACUGUGUGAGCCCUGCAGCUUCUCCCAUGACCCCAGCCACAACCUGGUGAGAGCCAGAACACCCCUCUCCAUCCCUGAGCACGGCUCACCAGCCCCAGACCACAGCAGGUUCUACCGGCGAGGGGACCGGAGCUUCCGUAAGGCGGAGAAGCAGCGUCUGAAGGCUGAGAAGCGUCAGCUGAAGGCGGAGGUAAAGGAGAUCAGGAAGCAGCUGAAGAUGGAAAGGAGGGGCCUGCAGUGGAGUGCUGCUGGCGACGGGAGCUCCUCCCCCGUCCUGCUCCAACCCAGGGCCACCCAGGCCAACAGCCCAGAACGUCCCAAGCGACCCUGCCCUCUGGUGGUGCCAGCCAUGACAGCCCUGUUCCUGGAUGAGAACCUGCCUGAUGGGACUCGUCUUCGCCCGGGCACGAAGUUCAUCAAGUACUGGAAGAUGAGAAACACUGGCAGCGUGAGCUGGAGCUCUGAAACCAAGCUGAAGUUCAUGUGGGGGAAUCUGGCGGUGGCGUCGGGUGACCGCUGGCGUGAGGUGGCUGUGCCUUUCCUGCAGCCAGGUCAGGUGGGCGUGGUAAGCGUGGCCCUAUGCGCCCCAGCCCUGGAAGGCUCAUACACCUCCCACUGGCGUCUGGCACACGGUGGGGAGCAGUUUGGCCCUCGCGUCUGGUGCAGCAUUGUGGUGGACCCCCUGGCCCCUGCAGCCGUGAUGGCAGAUGGCGUGCUGGUGUCGCCCUGUGUCACCCCUCAGGGGAAGAACCCCCUCUCCACAGAUAAGGGUGGGAAGUCUGGUACUGCAGCCUCUAGGGACCAAGCACUCAUGUCAGUGGACCAAGACGAAGGAGAAUACUACAUUCCCUCUGUGGACCUGCUCACAGCCCAGGACUUACUCUCCUUUGAGCUGCUGGACAUCAACAUUGUUCAGGAAAUAGAGAGUGUGCCCAACAACACCCCGGCAGAUAUGACCCCGUGCAUAUCCCCACUGCCCCAUGACGGUGCCCUGCAGGAGAAGCCCACCCUGGGGUUGAUCCAGGAGGAAGCAGAGGCCCAUCAGGCCCAGGGAGUCAAAAGCAUCCAGCCGUCUCAGGGCCUGGGGCCAGGGGCAGAGGGGGGCCGGGUUCCAGCCCAGGAGGAGGGAGAGGAGGAUAUGAGCGGGACUCAGUUUGUGUGUGAGACGGUGAUGCGCUCGCUCACACUGGAGGAGGCCCCAGACCACACACCCCUGCGUGGGAACUGCCCCGGCAAAGUGGUCCGCCCAGCAGCCCAAGGUGGCUCCGCCUCCUCUUCUCUUAAAGGGAAAGGUGUUGAGAAGCGUUUGGAGGCGAGGUUGGAGAAAACCCGGGACAUAUUACCUGUGGCUCCUCUCACAGCCCUAGCACCACCCCAGAUGGCUAUACCAGAGCUGAUGAUGCCAGAUGAGGGUCUGGAGUCAGACAUCGAGAGCAUCUGCGUGGACGCCAGCGGGGACGAAGAUAAAGGAGAGUUGACAGAGGAGAACAGGGGCCCCCGCAGCCGUUCCUCCUCUGCCUCAUCCGAGGAUUACAUCAUCAUCCUCCCUGACUGCUUCGACACCAGCCGCCCGCUGGGAGAGUCCAUGUACAGCUCCGCCCUCUCCCAGCCUGGCGACGCCCCCGACAAGCCCACAGACCCUGACCACCAGGGCCGUACCACUCCCGAGGGGGAGCACGAUGAAGCAGAAGAGACGGUUUCAGGCUCCAGCAGCGCCAACGAUAUGCUGUGCACCUCCCAGACUUUGGACGCCGUGCCCCUAACCCCUGUGGUGGUGGCACCCCCUCGGCUCAACUCAGCUCUUACACCCAGCCUAGACUGCAAUGAUCAGACCGAGGCAGCAGUGGAGUCCCUGGACAGGACUGAGGUCUACCAGCCGGGGGAGUCAGAGGAUGGUUCCAAGCAGCCAGACAGCCAACCAGACAGCCCAUCUGCUUCUGAUGACUCAGAAGACAACUCCGAAGACCCUAGGCACCCAGGCAUCACUGGAGGCCUGGUGAAAGGAGCCCUGUCUGUCGCAGCAUCCGCCUACAAGGCUCUGUUCACUGGGCAGCCUGGCCCAGUGCAGCCCCCAGUGGAUGGAGCCACCCAGGACACCAUGAUGGGGGUGCUGGUGGAGAUGGGCUUUGGUGACCGGCCGCUCAACCAGCGGCUGCUGAAGAAACACAACUACAACCUGCUGGACGUGGUCAACGAACUGGUCCAGAUGACCGACAAUGACUGGUACUCCACCCGCUACUGAGGAGAAAGAAGAGCGGGGGUGGCGUCAUGGGUUUAACCUCUGAUGCCUUAACCUCUUGUCUCUUCUUCCUCUUUUUAGAUUGGGACCAAGUUGACAGGAGGUAUCCUGAUUUAUGACCUAGAGACAUUCCCACGGACUUUGGGAUAUUUAGACUAUCAAAUAGCUACAGUAUGUAUGUAUGUAUGUAUGUAUGUAUGUAUGUAUGUAUGUAUGUAUGUAUGUAUGUAUGUAUGUAUGUAUGUAUGUAUGUAUGUAUGUUAUGUAUGUAUGUAUGUAUGUAUGUUAUGUAUGUAUGUAUGUAUGUAUGUAUAUUCAUUUAACAUGGCCGUUUCUGGCUGUUGGCUUUUGCAUAGGAAAGGAGGAGACCGAAGGGGGGUGGAGGAGGUGGGCUACUCUUUCCAGGAGAACACCUUCAUUGCUGUGGUAACAAAUGGCAAACAUAUCACAAGUUGCUAUUGCCAAGCCAUUCCUGUUAAACAGUAUACUCACCCUUGAAAUCAUAGAUUGGAAUACAGGCUGAAUAUGCAGCCAUAGACCAGGUAUAUUCAACAAGAGUUACAGGAACAGGUGUGAGAUUAGCUGAAGGGGUGUUGGGUGUAAUAUUUAUCACAGAGAGACAGAACCAUAUAGGACUUACUUCUAUAAGCUGUGGCAGUAGUCAACAUUGUAUGACGUUAAUCAACUUCAUAGAGUGUUUGAAUAGUGGACACGUCAGGGUCCUCGUUCCAAGUGGGAAUGACUGUCAGUGUUGAAGAACGCUAUGCUUCGUUCAGAUCACAGCAAUUAAAAACACACACAAACACUCACCACCACAUGCUUAAACCUUUCUCAGCUUAACUGUUCAAAGUAUCAGCGUACUGUAGACACGGUGCGUGUCUUAUUGAUUGAAGAUAAUCAUUCCCCUACUUUCUGUGUUGUCGUGCCAUGGCUGACAACAUGCUAUGGAUAUCUGUGCGUAAUGGUGUACACAUGAAGUAUUUUUGAAAUGAGGACCAUUACAUUGAUGCACUCCAUUUAAUUCCAUUUUGAGAGGGUAUAUUAAUCACCAUUCUUAACUAUGAGUAUAUUUGGGUUUAAAAAGAAAAAUCAUGUAAAUAUAAUAUACAAAUUAUUUCUUUUGUUGCACAUGGAAUAAAUAAAUAUUGAUGCAAACCCAAAAGACUAGCUGCUCAAGAAGUGAAGGAUGUUAUAAUUUUUAAUGUCCUGUUGAAGGGAUUUUAUCAAGAAAUGAAUUAACGUCCUUUACAAAAUGUCUUCAAUCUGCUCAAUAUUGUCCUCAGAUGGAGGGGGUUCUUUUCAGAACCAUACAGGGGGCCUGGUGAUCAUGAUAUAUCAAAAGCAUUGACUCGUUCCACUUGGCAUCAUUAUUAUUUUUUAAAUGUACGUCAAGUUCUUUCAGAACUUAAACUGAAAUCAAGCAUUAUGUAACUAGUUUGAAAUGCUUUUAUUAUUUUUCAAUAAGGAAAUGCUAACGUGUUUCAGGUGAUCCUAGGAGGUCAUUGUUAAAAGAUGUUUUUGUUUUAGACUUGAUUGCUUGAGGGCUGUUUCUGAAAUGUAAAGGAAGAUUUGCCUAUGUUCUUCUGGUUGAAGCUUGCUCACGUCAUUGUGCUUGAAUUUCCACUGUACUAAUAUGUUUAUAUUUGAAGAAAAGAUACGGGAAAGGUUUGCUUAAGUAUUGUACACUAAGGGGAAAUUGACAGGGUUGUGAGCAUUGUGAAAAAGAAUGAACACUUACAGUGGGCAGUCAUAUAAUGUAGCAAAUGGAUGUUGGUAAAAAUCAUUAAUACAAAAACACUUUGAAUCGACCCUAUUUUGGAAUAGUGUAGUCUUAAUGGUUCUUAGGGUUAGGGUCUUACCAAAGGAUAAGUGUCUGCUAAAUGACUCAAAUGUACAGUCCUACCAGGUGAUGGUAUCUGAUUUAUUGCUACUUUUGAGUCAACUUUUAGGGUGUCAAAGCGAAACUAAAUUCAAGGACAAUAAGGAUUGUGGUCUUUUGAAUUCACGUAAGCUUUUCCCACAGUGGAAAACUUAUAUGUCAGACAUUAUGGCAGGUUAAUGGAGGUCAGAAACAGUGCGAUUCAUAAAUGUCUACAUGUACUUGAAACAUUCAUACCUUCCAUAUAUGGGCAGGAUAUUUUCAUAGAGGGUGAAGAAUGAGAACUUUUUGGGAGGGAUAAUGUGCAGAUUGUCUGAACUCUUUUUGUGUUGCACUUAAGAUUUACCUGGAACGUUGAAUUGCACUGAAUUCUAGGUCGGCAGAAUUUAGCAUUUGAAUCAGGAAAAGUUUAUACUCACGAAUUCGAUGUUGAAUAAAAUAUGUUAAUGUACUUUACCAGCAUGCACACAUGAUAAAAAAUACAUGCAUUACUUGCCGUGCACGUGUUUACAUGGUUUUGCUCAUGCUUCAGGUGAAAUCUGAAUGUAAUUAUACUUUCCUGUGGAUAUUGUCUGACAUUCCUUCCACCAAAAGGACCAACCACAAAAGACAACCGGUAAAGUACGUAAAAAUAUAAUUUUAUUCAACAUUCUGGCUUGUAGAGAUCGUGAAAGCAAACUUUCCUGAUUCAAACGCUCGUUUCUGCCGACCUAGAAUUCAAUGCAAUUCAAUGUUGGGUUCCCAGGCAAUUAAAAGACAUAGGCUACCUGUGAUGUACAAAUAUAUUGUAUCUAAUAAAAGUCACUACACUUA